ACUGCCCAUACCACGCUGGGGAGUGGGAUCCCCCGUUACAAAGGGGUUAGCCGUAUUUCUAAAGCCAAAGUCAAGCCACUGGCUAAGCCCGGAUAAUACUUUUCCCGCGUAAAGUUUGUAUUCGCGAUGUUCGCAUCGAUUCUUCGUUUUUUUUCGCCAGUUUCUUUUGCAGUUUUGUUUCCGUUCAAGUCCGCCUAAGUGUUCCUUUUCAAUCGGGGGGAUGGCGUCGGAAGCGGCAGAUGACUCGGAACGUGCCGCAGAUGCAUAAAACACGGGUGACUACUUAUAACCGGCGGCGCAGCGGCCAGUCGUCAGCAGUCACAACAUGGUUCACAAGCCCCUCCGGUCGCAAGCAGUCACAAGCCGAGCUAACCGGAACUGCUCUUAAAUCAUUCGACUCCGAAUGGCAGAGAACGGACUGCGAGGACAAGGGGGCGGAGCUCUCCUUCCAAGGAGCCGAAUUGCAGAGGCAACCAUUGAAGAUGGACCAGGAGGGGAGGACAGACGGCGGUGCGACUUCUCCGCCCAAUCUUAUGGUGCCCACAGAACUAACAACACCAGAACUUGCCCACACAGCAUUCGACUCCGAAUGGCAGAGAACGGACUGCGAGGACAAGGGGGCGGAGCUCUCCUUCCAAGGAGCCGACUUGCAGAGGCCACCAUUGAAGAUGGACCAGGAGGGGAGGACAGACGGCGGUGCGACUUCUGACCCCAAUCUUGUGGUGUCCACAGAACUAACAACACCAGACUGCAUCGGAGCAUGCUAUGGCGACAAAGUGGAUACCUUUGACCGUAACUGCCGCAGAGGUGACACCUCUCCCCAGACCAACAAUUCUGGCCCACACAAGCAGCAGACGCACCGACGACCGAAGAAGCACCCGUGCCGCUUCUGUCCUUACUCAUGCCUUUCCGCAGCGGCUGUCGCCAUCCACGAGAGGACUCACACUGGCGAGAGGCCCUUCAGUUGCGAUGCCUGCGAGAAAACAUUCACGCAGAAGCCUCACUUGAUAUCUCACGUUAAAAUUCAUACCGGAGAGAAGCCGUUCAGGUGCAACACGUGCAGCAGGGCGUUUAGUCGUAAAUGCAUCUUGGCAAAUCACGAAAGAAUUCAUACAGGAGAGAAGCCGUUCAGGUGCAAUACGUGCAGCAGGGCGUUUACUCGGAAGUACAAAUUGGCGAAUCAUGAGAGGACUCACACCGGAGAGAAGCCGUUCAAGUGCGAGACCUGUGGUAGAGCGUUUGCGGCUGAUACCUAUUUACACAGUCAUCGGAAGAUACAUCGCAAGUGAUCAAAACCCUCACAUGCAUCAUAGUUGUGAAAGGGGUUUAAACGAAAUACUCGAGCACCGACGUGUGUUCAUUUGGCAGGGGUUCUACUUGCGAGCAGUGUGUGUUUUGCAUGGUUCAAAAUGUUUCAGCCUGUUAUUUAUCGCGUAAACACAGAUAAAAAAAAUGUGAAUUUACCUUAGACAAAGCGACCAGAGUUCUUUUUUGUACACGAAAAAAAGAAAAUACUCGAAGCCUAAUCUUUUUUUUAUUCAUUUAGAGUCAUUAAUCACGUGAUGCACCUGGACCUCUAGGUUGUCUCUGGGGUCACUUACGUUCCUUAGAGGUCGGCCUACUCAUGACCAUAAAUGUACAAACUUAUAAAAUAACUAAGGUCUUUCAAUAGCAGCAAUCUUGAAUAUUGCAAAUGUUAAGAAAGUACAAGAAAAACCG
Ixodes scapularis (black-legged tick) is the source of this 1719-nucleotide messenger RNA. Its product is annotated as zinc finger protein 239-like. NCBI's taxonomy places the organism in Eukaryota, Metazoa, Arthropoda, Arachnida, Ixodida, Ixodidae. Gene Ontology annotation, cellular component: nucleus. Gene Ontology annotation, molecular function: RNA polymerase II cis-regulatory region sequence-specific DNA binding; DNA-binding transcription factor activity, RNA polymerase II-specific. The record is from RefSeq and is a predicted model, not a curated record. The transcript is spliced from 6 exons. The coding region runs from base 240 to 1289 and encodes 349 amino acids. Gene Ontology annotation, biological process: regulation of transcription by RNA polymerase II.